UGAACGCAGUGAGGAGAGCAGAUCCAGCCCCGCCGCCGCGUUACGUCAGUGCACACUGGUGCUUCACAACGUUCCGGAGAGCAGCUUCCUCAAAAGUGGCGCCCCUUUUCCCUCCCGGCUAGUAACUUCAACCUGGUGAUGACACUCUUCUAGGACGAAUUCAAAUUUACUCCUGAUCCUGAUGACAAGCCAUGGAGCAACAGUCAGUGAAUGGUAGUGUCUAGAAAGGGUAUGUCCCUUCAGGAGAGAGGUGCCAAUGUCCAACCGGCCUAAUUCCAAUCCAGGGGGGUCACUGCGCCGUUCACAGAGGAACACUGCUGCGGCCCAGCCACAAGACCACACUGUAGCAGGAAGGUUGCAGUCAGAGCAAGUUAAACAUAAAGCAAAUUCCCCUCCUGAAAGUAGAAGAUCUAGUUCUAAGGCUUCCAAAGCCACAUCCAGUACAGCCACUGGCCCAUCCAGAGGGCACAGCUCCCGAAGAAGCGGUCCGACUUUGUCUUUGGCUUCAUUUGUUCUGCAAGACGACGCAGAAGCUGCAGGGACAUCUGAACCAGAGCAAGCAGGUCAUCAGUCUGAAAGUGACGUCACCCGAGGGCUAAAACAAAGUGAAGUUCCUGACCAAAUCAGCACUUUGGGACCGACCCCUGCCAAAAAGCCCAAAUUGCGCCCAACACCCCGAGACAGUACCUCAGAGGUCAAGAAAGGCACAGCGAAGUCCAAGAGACCACUUGCUCCAGGGCCUCCUGCACCAUCAGGUCGGGGCCAGAGUAAGAAGACUGGGGCCACUGCGGCCUCACUAGCUCAGAAACGGAAGAAAGCGGACUCUGUCCUGAGUCAAAGUAGUGCCACUGGGUCCCUCCCCAAUCGUACAGAUAGCAGGACUGCAAAACCCACCAAGCUGGCGUCUAAAUCGGCCGCCUCAGCCAAAGCUGGGUGUAGCAACGUGACAGACUCCUCUUCUGCUUCCUCCUCUUCCUCUUCUUCGUCCUCUUCAACCACAGGCACAAACAGCACCAACACACAGGGUGCUAGAGUCAAACAGGGGAAGGACCAGACCAAGGCACGUCGUUCACGUUCAGCCUCAAGUCCAUCUCCACGUCGUAGUACCCGUGAAAAGGAGCAGGCUAAGGCUGCCAGCUCUUCCAAGUUUGAGUGGGCAGCAAGAUUUAACCCAAAAGUCAACCUGCCAAAACCUAAACUGUCCCUGCCCGGUUCCUCCAAAACCGAGACCUCCAAGCCUGGGCCAUCGGGAUUACAAGCUAAAUUAGCAAGUCUAAGAAAAUCCACAAAGAAGCGCAGCGAGUCUCCUCAAGCAGAGCUCCCCAGCUUUCGGCGGAGCACACGCCAGAAGACCACGGGCUCCUGUGCCAGCACCAGUCGGCGGGGCUCAGGCCUGGGCAAGCGCGGGGCAGCUGACGCUCGCCGACAAGAGAAAAUGGCAGACUCUGACAAUAAUCAGGAGGGGGCCAACUCAUCAGCAGCUCGCACUGAUGAGGCAUCUCAAGGGGCGUCUGCUUCCAGCUCAGUAACUGGAGCAGUUGGCAUGACGACCUCUGGAGAGAGUGAGUCAGAUGACUCUGAAAUGGGCAGACUUCAAGCCUUGCUGGAAGCCAGGGGUCUUCCUCCACAUCUAUUUGGACCUCUCGGUCCCCGCAUGUCCCAGCUGUUUCAUAGGACCAUUGGCAGUGGGGCCAGCUCCAAGGCUCAGCAGUUGUUGCAAGGCUUGCAGGCCACAGGUGACGAGUCUCAGCAGCUACAGGCUGCCAUUGAGAUGUGCCAACUGCUGGUGAUGGGCAAUGAAGAAACUCUUGGUGGAUUUCCUGUCAAGAGUGUGGUGCCUGCUCUGAUUACACUGUUACAAAUGGAACAUAACUUUGAUAUUAUGAAUCAUGCCUCUCGUGCUCUCACGUACAUGAUGGAGGCGCUCCCUCGAUCCUCUGCCGUGGUAGUGGAUGCUAUUCCUGUCUUCCUGGAGAAGCUUCAGGUCAUCCAGUUCAUUGACGUAGCAGAGCAGGCCUUGACUGCCCUUGAGAUGCUGUCAAGGCGACACAGCAAAGCCAUUUUGCAGGCUGUAAUUUUGCAGGGAGGACUUGCUGAUUGUCUCCUGUACCUUGAGUUCUUCAGCAUUAACGCACAGAGGAACGCCUUGGCUAUUGCAGCAAACUGUUGCCAGAGUAUCACACCAGACGAGUUUCAUUUUGUCGCAGAUUCUUUACCACUGUUGACUCAGAGGCUCACACAUCAGGAUAAGAAAUCUGUGGAAAGCACUUGUCUGUGUUUUGCCCGACUGGUGGACAACUUUCAGCAUGAGGAGAACCUGCUCCAAGAAGUGGCUUCACAAGACCUGUUGACCAAUAUCCAGCAACUCCUGGUGGUGACUCCCCCUGUUCUGAGCUCAGGGAUGUUCAUCAUGGUUGUGCGGAUGUUUUCCCUCAUGUGUUCGAAUUGUCCCUGCCUAGCGGUCCAACUUAUGAAGCAAAACAUUGCAGAAACACUGCGAUUCCUCUUGUGUGGUGCAUCAAAUGGCAGCUGCCCAGAGCAGAUUGAACUGGUACCCCGAAGCCCCCAGGAGCUCUAUGAAUUGACUUCCCUCAUAUGUGAGUUGAUGCCAUGCCUACCAAGGGAAGGCAUCUUUGCCGUAGAUUUAAUGCUGAAAAAGGGCAGUGCCCAGGCAACCGAAGGUGCAAUUUGGCAAUGGAGGGAUGAUCGGGGUCUGUGGCAUCCCUACAAUCGAAUUGACAGUCGAAUCAUUGAGACAGCCCACCAGAAUGGUGAAGAUGAGAUCAGCUUGUCAACACUGGGUCGUGUGUAUACAAUUGACUUUAACUCUAUGCAGCAGAUCAAUGAAGACACAGGAACGGCACGUGGCAUCCAGAGGAAGCCUAAUCCUCUUGCCAACCCUAAUACAGGGAGUCACCAGGAUGUUCGCAGAGAAGAUGCUCGUGCCCAGCUAAUGAAGGAUGACCCUGAUCUAGCAAAGUGCUUUAUCAAAACUUUGUUCGGGGUCUUGUAUGAAGUGUAUAGCUCGUCUGCUGGCCCAGCUGUUCGACACAAGUGCCUUAGAGCAAUCCUCAGGAUCAUCUUCUUUGCUGAUGCUGACUUGUUGAAGGAUGUGCUGAGGAACCAUGCUGUAUCCAGUCACAUUGCCUCCAUGCUAUCCAGUCAGGACCUGAAGAUUGUCGUAGGUUCUCUUCAGAUGGCUGAAAUCCUCAUGCAGAAGCUGCCUGAUGUUUUCAGUGUCUAUUUCAGAAGAGAAGGUGUAAUGCACCAAGUAAAGAACUUGGCUGAAUCUGAGAGCUUACUCGUCACAAGUCCUCCUAAGGCCUGUCCUAGUGGUACUACAAGUUUGUGCACAACCACGAUCAGCACCGCAUCUACCACGUCGGCUAAUAAUGCAACCCCUGAUUUGGGGUCGCCCAGCUUCCAGCACAGCAUGGACGACUCCCUGGACCUCAGCCCCCAGGGACGGUUAAGUGAUGUCCUUAAGAGAAAACGGCUACCUAAAAGGGGGCCCAGGCGGCCCAAAUAUUCUCCCCCUAGAGAUGACGAAAAAGUAGACAAUCAGGCUAAAAGCCCUACUAGUACUCAGUCUCCCAAAUCCUCCUUCUUGGCCAGUCUUAAUCCGAAGAGUUGGGGCAAGCUUGGUGCUCAGACCAACAAUGCCAACUCUGAGCCCUCACGCACAGCAGGGGUGAGUGGUUUGGCCAGAGCCCCUCCCAAGGACUCCAUUUCUAAUAACAGAGAUAAAAUUAAAGCCUGGAUUAAAGAACAAGCAAGCAAGUUUGUGGAACGCUACUUCAACUCAGAAAACGUAGACGGCAACAACCCUGCAUUGAAUGUACUCCAGAGACUUUGCACAGCCACUGAGCAACUGAACCUUCAGGUGGAUGGAGGUUUGGAGUGUCUGGUUGAAAUUUCCAAUAUUGUAUCGGAGUCGGAUGUGUCAUCAUUUGAGAUACAGCACAGCGGUUUGGUGAAGCAGCUCCUUGUUUAUCUGACCUCCAACAAUGACAGAGACCUGCUCUGUCGCGACAUGCGGCUCAGAAGAUUUCUUCAUAUCUUUGCUGGCUGCCCGGUUCCUGGAAUGGAGCCUUUAAGUUGUCUGGACCCAACAGAGAAUGGGCCAUACCUGGCGCUGGUUCAUAAGAUGAACAGCUGCUUAAGCCAAAUGGAGCAAUUUCCUGUCAAAGUCCACGACUUUCCCAGUGGCAACGGCAAUGGGAGCAGGGGCUCCCAGGCACUUAAAUUCUUCAACACGCACCAGCUCAAGUGUCAGCUGCAAAGACACCCAGAUUGCACUAAUGUAAAGCAGUGGAAAGGUGGCCCUGUGAAAAUCGACCCGCUGGCUCUCGUACAAGCCAUCGAGAGAUAUCUUGUGGUCAGAGGCUAUGGCAGAAUCAGAGAAGAAGAUGAGGACAGUGAUGAUGACGGCUCAGACGAUGAAAUAGAUGAAUCGUUGGCGGCUCAGUUCCUAAAUUCUGGGAGCGUACGUCACAGACUGCAGUUCUACAUUAGUGACCACCUGUUGCCGUACAACAUGACAGUUUACCAGGCUGUGAGACAGUACAGUCUGCAAGCAGAGGAAGAGAGAGAGUCAACGGAUGACGAGGCGAACCCUCUUGGGCGAGCGGGCAUCUGGACCAAAACGCACACUAUAUGGUAUAAACCUGUGAGAGAGGACGAAGAUGGCAGCAAGGACGCUGUGGGUGGAAAGAGGGGCAGGGCCCAGACUGCUCCGACCAAAACCUCACCACGCAAUGCUAAGAAGCAGGAUGAGCUAUGGCAUGAUGGUGUGUGCCCCAGCAUCAUCAAUCCUCUAGAAACAUACCUCACUUCAGAUCCACCAGAGACCAUAACAUUUGAUGACCCCUCUUUGGAGGUCAACCUGCUGCUGAGGGUGCUACACUCAAUCAGUAGAUACUGGUUCUACUUGUAUGAUAAUGCUGCUUGUAAGGAAAUAAUCCCCACCACUGAGUUCAUAAACAGCAAGCUGACCGCCAAAGCCAACCGUCAGCUGCAAGACCCUCUGGUCAUUAUGACGGGGAACAUUCCCACCUGGCUAAUUGAGCUGGGAAAGACUUGUCCUUUCUUCUUCCCGUUUGACACCCGGCAGAUGUUGUUCUAUGUAACUGCCUUUGAUCGAGACCGAGCCAUGCAACGUUUACUGGACACCAACCCUGAGAUAAACCAGUCAGACUCUCAGGACAGCAGAGUUGCACCACGCCUCGACAGGAAAAAGAGGACAAUAAACCGGGAGGAGCUGCUCAAGCAGGCAGAGUCUGUGAUGCAGGAUCUCGGAAGCUCCAGAGCCAUGUUGGAGAUUCAGUAUGAAAACGAGGUUGGCACAGGUCUCGGUCCAACUCUGGAGUUUUAUGCUCUAGUUUCACAAGAGCUACAGCGAGCUGAUCUGGGCUUGUGGAGGGGUGAAGAGGUGACUCUGGCCAACCCUAAAGGAAGCCAAGAAGGAACCAAGUACAUGUUUAGCUCCAGAGGGCUUUUCGCUGUUCCCUUUGGACGAACAACCAAACCAGCACACAUAGCCAAAAUCAAAAUGAAGUUCCGGUUCUUGGGAAAGCUCAUGGCCAAAGCAAUCAUGGACUUCCGACUGCUUGAUCUGCCUCUGGGGCUGCCAUUUUACAAGUGGAUGCUCCGGCACGAGCUGUCGAUCAGCUCCCAUGACCUGGUCAACAUCGAUCCAAGUGUGGCUCGCUCCAUCCAGCACUUAGAGGAUAUUAUCCGCCAAAAGAAAAGGCUGGAACAGGAUCGAUCGCAGACGAGGGAGACCCUCCAGCAGGGCUUGGAGAGCCUCAACAUGAACGGCUGCUCAGUGGAGGACCUCGGGUUGGACUUCACCCUCCCAGGAUUCCCUAACAUCGAGCUGAAAAAGGGAGGGAAGGAUGUUCCCGUCACCAUCUACAACCUAGAGGAGUACCUGAGGUUGGUGGUGUACUGGACUCUAAAUGAAGGCGUGUCCAGACAGUUCGAGUCAUUUCGGGAAGGAUUUGAGUCCGUCUUCCCUCUGCAUCACCUGCAGUAUUUCUAUCCAGAGGAGCUUGACCAGUUGCUGUGUGGUAGUAAAUCCGAGACGUGGGAUGUAAAGACGCUCAUGGAGUGUUGUCGGCCAGACCAUGGAUACACUCAUGACAGCCGCGCAGUUCGUUUCCUCUUCGAAGUGUUGAGCAGUUUUGAUGCCGAGCAGCAGAGGCUGUUUUUACAGUUUGUCACAGGGAGCCCCAGACUGCCUGUUGGAGGUUUCCGGAGUCUGAAUCCUCCGUUAACGAUUGUGAGGAAGACGUUUGAGUCGACAGAGAACCCGGACGACUUCCUCCCUUCAGUCAUGACCUGCGUCAACUACCUGAAGCUGCCUGACUACUCCAGCAUAGAGAUCAUGCGAGAGAAACUGUUGAUCGCGGCUCGCGAGGGCCAGCAGUCUUUCCACCUUUCCUGAUCUCUCCACAGCUCACAUUCAAAUGCCUUCUUCAGCAACUGAUGACAUCACGACUUCCUCCUUUAGUUUUUUGUAAUCGCAUACUUUGAGGCUAAUGUGUACAGCCUUCUCAUCAGAGAAUACAGCUUGCUGAGAAAUUCAGACUUAAAUAUAUAUAUUUGCUGGCCCUGACUCUAAAAAAAAAAUAAAAUGUGGAAAAAAGGAAAGGCGUUCCAUGACGACGAGAAAAAAAAAAGUUAAAAGUGAGAGUGAGUUAUAUUAGUAGUGGAGUAAUGUUAAAAAAGAAGAAAUCAUCUGGGUGAGAUUUUGAAUUGCAUUGCUAUGUGAUAUUUAAAAAGAAAACAAACAAAAAAAAGGGAUUUCUCUCCUCCACAGUGGUGGACAUUAUCACCGGGUUUGGGGGGAGGAAGAGGGUUGGGGUCCAUCGAGCAAGCUAGGUUUACUUUAGUUCCAAAGAUCAUUUGUACAGACAAAUUUGCAGAUUUUGCUCAUUCUACACAUUUGAUAGAAUAGAUAUUUGUUCUCAUGUCUUCUCCCUGCAGUUUGUUUGUUGACAUUUUUUUCUGUAUUAUAUGCCCCAGUUUGUGUGUUGCAUUUAAGUUCCCCCUCCUUCCUGUGUGUCUUUGCUUCAAAUGGAAACGAGAGUUGCAGUUGGUUGAAUGUGGGUAGUGAUGAGCGCAUAUAAUAUAAUUUUUCUUUCUCUGUUCCUGGAGCUGAGAUUGCUCACUUGAAGAGUUGUAACCAAUGUGUUGGUCAGGUAAUUGUUUUUCUUGUUUUGGUUUUUUUUUCCCUUUUUUUUUUUUGUUUUGUUUGACAGUUGGCGUCUUUCUGUUGAGGCCCUACUGAUUGUGUGAGGUGAUCUCUAGACCAGGCUCUAUAGCAACCCUCAACACGUAUGUAGCUGGGCCAAGUUUCAUUUCAACACAAGUUUAUAUGCAGUUUCACACCAGUUUAAGGUGUGAAUAUUCUGCUUUAUUUUUUUUUUUUCUAUAUCGUUUUUUUUCUUGCUGUAGUUGAUUUUUUUUUCCUUUGCACUGCUGGCUUGGAACAAACCGUGGUGUGCACCUGCAGUCUGUGGCCAAGGGAGGGCGCCACUGUAUGCUCUCCUGGCCCAAUCGUUAAUGUGCUGGUUUCUAAGAUCUGCAAUAAUUUACUGCAUCAGGUUCAUGUUUUUACCUGAACAUAAAUAAAGUAACUGUUUGACUCGG
Messenger RNA from Synchiropus splendidus (mandarinfish), 7656 nucleotides. It is a transcript of the gene trip12, whose product is annotated as thyroid hormone receptor interactor 12. Gene Ontology annotation, biological process: proteasome-mediated ubiquitin-dependent protein catabolic process; DNA damage response; regulation of double-strand break repair. Gene Ontology annotation, molecular function: ubiquitin protein ligase activity; zinc ion binding. Gene Ontology annotation, cellular component: nuclear speck. The coding region runs from base 257 to 6448 and encodes 2063 amino acids. The transcript has 43 exons. The record is from RefSeq and is a predicted model, not a curated record. Lineage: Eukaryota; Metazoa; Chordata; Actinopteri; Syngnathiformes; Callionymidae.